Messenger RNA from Eriocheir sinensis (Chinese mitten crab), 3470 nucleotides. RefSeq names its product mediator of RNA polymerase II transcription subunit 17-like (gene MED17). The transcript is spliced from 8 exons. The coding region runs from base 17 to 2056 and encodes 679 amino acids. Gene Ontology annotation, molecular function: transcription coregulator activity. Gene Ontology annotation, cellular component: mediator complex; core mediator complex. NCBI's taxonomy places the organism in Eukaryota, Metazoa, Arthropoda, Malacostraca, Decapoda, Varunidae. Gene Ontology annotation, biological process: regulation of transcription by RNA polymerase II. The record is from RefSeq and is a predicted model, not a curated record.
CCGUUGCUGAGACUGAAUGAUUGUUUACGUCCGGCCAGCGUUGCCUCGCCUCCCAGCCAUGGCGGACCUGCGCUUGGAGGUGCCGGCGGAGAAUGCCGUGCUGGAGGUGCUCUACGAUGGCACGGAGCUCUACCAACAGCCUCCGUCUAUGUCGGAGAACCUCACUCAGCUGGCCAAGAAAAUUGACUUUGCCACCGAUGGGGAAGAGAUGUCCACAGAGGAGAAGGAGGAGGAGGAGGAAGAGGAGAAGCAGCCAUUUCAACAACCUCACUGGCCACUCGAGGAAGUCAGGAAUAAAAUAAGACAAUCAUUGACGGAAGUGUCUGUUCUCCAUGACUUGCUGAUGAUAGUGAAGCAGAAGCCGCCACAGUACAUGGUUCUGGACCCUGUGCAGGCCGAGGCACCAGAACCCAGGGCUUACAUACAGUUCCUCUCUCUGAAGAAGAGUCUACAGUCAGCCUCGUCCAUACUCCUGACGGGAGCAGAGCGCCUCCGUGCCUCUCAAGCUGAAAUGGGUCGUACCAAUCGCCCGGUUCAGGACUUCCACAUUGAGCUGUUACGCCUGCGGCAGAACUGGAGGCUCAAGAAAGUGGGGAACAACAUAAUUGGCGAUCUGUCGUACCGCUCGGCCGGCUCCAUGUUCAGACACACUGGAAUCUUUGAAGUUUCCAAGGCUGACGAGGCAUCAGGACCCAACGCCCUGGUCGGGGUUAGUGGCGGGACAUCGCCUAUUGCCACCAUAACUACCAGGGGCCCCCAGUCCUCCCUCAGGGUCACUGUUCCCACAGAACUCACGGGCUCAGCUUACAUCUUUGUGUGCAUCAAGAAAGAUGAGGAAGACAUCUGUUCUGCACAGCUCACUAGCAGUGACUUUGUGGUUGGUGACACUCCAUGGCAGCAGAAGCUGGAGAAGGCACAAAACGUACUUUUCUGCAAGGAACUCUUUAGUCAGCUGGCACGGGAGGCUGUCAAGCUCACACCCUCCAUCCCUCACUUGGUGGUUGGCAACCAGAUCACGGCAACCAUCUUCCCCGGCAUUCACUUACUCGUUGGGUUGUGCCACUCCGACGGCAAAAACGCUGGGCACAAGGGCGGCGUGGGUGAGGGCUUCGUAGCAGCAGGGGUCACGGGAACAGGGGCGGGUGGAGGUGUGGGAGGCAGCACCAUGGCCAGCAGCACCACAGGCGGAGGCUUGAUGGGUGCCUCCAAGUAUAAGCAUGAACAUGACCUGGAACACUCCCUCCACCAGCUGCUGCACCGCGUCUACCACAGCAGCUUCCAGCACCCCCUCCCCCACCCUGUCUACGCCUACAUGGGCAUGAGCAAGGGCAGGCGGGCAGCUGGUCCAGAAGGCACGGACAGAACACAGCUGAUGAACAUGAUGCGGGAGCAGACGCUUCUUGAGCAGAUCAUCCGGCAGGUGCAGCACAACUUCCUGCGCCUCAGGACCAUGUACGUCAUCGACCAGCUGGCGGCGGAAUUCAAGGAUCCACUCAUCGUCUCCCACUGGAAUGCCUUCAACUCCCCCACCCAGUCAUGCGUCAAGAUCAACAUUGUGACGCAGGGCUAUGACACAGCCUUGCGCACCAAACUGGUCAUCCACAUCUUCGAGAGAACGCUGAAGUGCAUUUGCCGUGAUGGGAAGAUCAUGACGAUGUCCUUUGAGCCACAAGAGUUGAGGAAUUUGAUUCUCUGUCAGAUCUCUCAGCAUAACAUGGCUGCUCUUCAGGGCCUGGCCAAGUACACUGGAUGGACUGUGCUGUCAUCCGAGCAGAACAUCGGCACUGGCACCAUUGAGCCAUUAGGUAAUGCCUCCACUGUUAUGCUGGCAUCUCCUUCCGGCAACAAGGUGAUUGGGGUGCACUCCGGCCCCCACCAACGAGUGUCAGUGUUUGUCUCCUCAUCACCACGGCCAGACUUCUACCCCUCCACGGUUGUGUCCGAGCAGCGGUGGGAACACUUAGGGUCUGUGUGGCAGGAGGUUCGGCAUGACCGCAUGGAGGGACGAAACUUCCUCAACAAGAUGGAGCUCCUCAUGUCAGCACUCACUGCCUAACUGACAUUCUGCAUGAAUGACUUUUGAUAUUCAAAAGUAUACCUUUGAGCAAGUGGACUGAGGGUGCCAAGUGCAUAACACUAGGCUGAAAGCAAAAAGCCAGACAUCCAUUUGUGCAUGAUUCUGUCUGUCUGUAUUUGAUCUGGCACUGCAAGUUUCUUGGGCCAGGAUCAAGGUACAGGUGUUUGGAGGCUUACUGGAUGAAACGGUAUGUACAGACUGUUCUUGCACAUGGCAAGGAUAUAAAGCUCUUGGAAAAUUUCUCAUACAUACCUGUGAAGAAGGACAAAAUUUGGAUCUUCAAGUAACUUGUGCUUCCUGUCAUACUGUAUGGCUGUGAGACAGGGACACUAAAUAGUGACUUGAAGAUGCAAAUGAAUACCCUUGGUAAUAAGUGUCUCCACUGUAUCAUGGAGCAUCACUGGAUGAUUUUGUGUAAAAUUGACGAUUACUCCGUGAGACUGAAUUGAAGCCUUAUUACCUGAAUAGUUUGUGAAUGCCAACCUCAGGUAUAUAUAUGGCCAUGUGACACAUGACCCAGAACUCAACCCUGCUCACUGGGUUGUAUCUCUUGAGGCUUACUUGGUGUGAAAUAAAUACCUAUAUGGAGACAUACUAGGAGAGUCCCACAAAAAUAGUUUUAUAGAGUGGGCAAGGUAACAUGACCUCUGGCCCCUGUUGCUUGAUUGAUUGAUUGUCUGUGUUCGUCUCAUUUGUCUGUGGCAUGGUCGUCAGACACCAGAUCUGUUUCCAUCAUCAUCUAAGAUUUAUCCCCAAGGAUCACUAGGGGAAACUGGCCCUUGUCCGAGCUAAAACCUACUGAAAUUUUUGGGCAGGGCAUUAUUACAGAUAAGUGUAGCAAUUACUGCCACAGCUGUAGUAGAGUCAGUGGAUAUUUCAUUACUUUUUCCUAUACACGACCACCUUGGUGUACAUAGAACAGACAAAAGCCACAGUAUAUUAUAGCCUCCACAUCCCAGCAGUGAUGAAGCAACUGGCUGUGGUGGUGAUAUGACCUGUUCCAGGGCAGGGGUGCCAAGAAUCUUGUUGAACAGCCAAAUUGCUUUUGCAAUCUAACCUUUGUAAGGUACAAUCAAGCAACCAAGUGAAGGUGACUUGACUGUAAUGCUAGAAGAACUAAGAUAUUACAGGAACAUCACAGGCCAUAGGUCUCAAAUGUUUGAUUCUUCACAAAUACAGAUGUAGACAUGCAUCACAGACAAAUGAAGGCCCAGCUUGAGUGUGUUGCUAGAUAAUAAACAUGGCUGCAACUCCUGAAAGCUAUCUAGAACUCACCUUGGCAGUUCUGAGUUGUUAAUGUCAUGGAUGAAAAUGUGGAAGGAGUAUGUAUUUCAUAGGUGUGAAAAUAUUAUUUUUUUAUUAAACUGUUAAAGUACAAAGUGCUGUACAAAGA